Vitrella brassicaformis is the source of this 2511-nucleotide messenger RNA. The record is from the annotation of a GenBank genome assembly. NCBI's taxonomy places the organism in Eukaryota, Vitrellaceae.
GAUGCAUCCGUGUGUAUAUGCAGGCAUGGAACAGUCAGUCAGUGUACAGACAUGGACCGACCCGCCUCCGUCGCCCCAGGCUAAGCUCUGCACACUCCUCUCCUUCCCUCUCCCCUCCCUCGCUCAGCCAUCUCUUACCUGCCGACCUUCUUGCUACUCCCACCACCGCCACCGCCACCUCCGCGCACAUCGUCGUUCCAGUAAAAUGUGUUGCAUCGACUGGCAGGGUGUGUUUCGUCACCCGACGGACGUGCGCACACCCAGAACAGCCGCCCCUUGUUGGCCCCCUCCUUGAGCACCCGCCGCUGGAUCAUGGCCUCGCCGUGCUUCUGACACACUGGGGCGUAGGGGGCCAUGGCCUCGUAGUCGCGCUGCUCCUUCUUGCUGAGGUAGCUCACGUUGCCUGCAUACACGCAGGAAGCCAUGCAUGCCGGAUAUGCUCAUGUGUGGGUGGGUGGAUGAAGGUGUGCAGACUGACCUAAUUUGACUUGGCUUUUGCCCUGCUUGAGGCCCCAGAAGCUGCCGCCGCUUCCCCCCUGCUUUGUCUUAGCCUGGCCCUGUCCCGCCUUGCCACCCGUCAGCAUCGACCGCAGAUCACGCUGACGCAACACAGGCGGAGGGGCAGCAGGUGCUGCAGCCUUUUUCACACGCACACUCGCCGCACUGCCGCCGCCCUCCCCACUCGGACCGUCUUGCGUCAGGUCGAUCGACUCAUCCUGGCUUUGGCCAUUCAACCCGGCACCCUCUGCAGUGCGCUUCUGCGGCAGCUCUUUCGCCGCAGCCGGUGCUGGUUUUGCCUUUGCAAAGGCGAAGAUGUUGGCCUGCCGCGACCGUGCCUCUUGCCAGUUGCAUGCACAAAAGGGCGGGGGGUCGGUGGGGGGGCCGGGCGGGUGUGGGGGGACGGUGGGGAUGGCGAAGGUGGCUGAGAUGGGGCAGUGGUCGGAUCCGUGUAUGUCUGGGUGGAUGUCGCAGCCGCUGAUGAGCGGAAGGAGGGAAGACGAGGCGAUGAUGUGGUCGGGACGGGCGCCGUAGUUGGUCAGCCGGGCGCCCUUGGACUGCACAAUGCAUAGCACAGAGUGGGUGGGUGGGUGGGUGCGAUAGAUAAUGCAAUGCAGCCAGCCAUGUGUGUGUAGUGAGUGUGUGUACCCCACCCUACCUGGUCCCAGCAUGUGUAGGCCUUCUCUCGCGUCGGGUGAAAAUGGCGGAACACAUCGACCAGCCCACACCGAUCCAUAAACGAGCUGCACACAUGGCAUCCACACAGCGGCCGCGGUUCACACACAUAGACAGACAGUGAUUGACCCACCCACAUGUGUGGUUGUGUUGUCUGCUUACUUGAGCCAGCUUGCACCAGCAUACGGCCAAACUUUGACCUUUUCCUCCUGCAGCUUGUCCCACUCCGCCGGCUCGUGAGCGUCGAGCUUGGAGGCCGUGAUGUUGAGAUCGCCGCACACCACCACCUGCCGACCGGCACGCACCAGCUCUCCCACACAGUACUCCAGACACCUACAGGCACCCAUCACACACACCACCAAACACACCCACACACCCCCUCUUGCUUGGCUUGCCGCCUUUUUCUUCUCUUGCUCACACGUUGAAGACUUGUUUCUGUUCCAUUCGCUGCUCGUCGGGCCGCGGCGUCGGUCCGUACAGAUUGAACAACACGAACGUCCCAUGGUCCGUCACCACACACCGCCCCUCCUUCUCAAGAUGCGCCAGCGCCUCAUCGAAGCUGAUGCCGGCAUCGCGCAUCUCGUCAGCCACGCGGGCGAAGCGGGAGCUUGGUGACUCGUCGCGUGUGCUCGAGCUAUGGCUAUGGCCGGCUGCCGAGUCGAGUCUUCGCCGCUUGCAUCGCUGGUCCACGGCUGCCGCUGUGAGUCCUUCCCAUGCGUCGAGGGGAGUGGCCUUGCCGAUGCGUGUGAAUGUGCCGACGCCCGAGUAGCCGCCGUUGGGUGAGACGGACUUGUCGGCGAGGGAGAGGAAGGCGUGCCACCUUGUGGGCUUGCCGUAGUGGCCAUCGACGUCACUCCUGGUCAUCUUGCACUCCUGACACACCACACAACACACGCAGAGAUACAGACACACACAUGAUUUGAUGGGAGGCGGAUCUGUGCAUCUAUCCAUCUUGUGUGUUGUGACUGACCUGGAAGCAGAGUAUGGAGGCCUCGUUGUGCCAUGAGUCGAGGAAGGCAGCCAAAUCCUUACGCUGAAAACCCUUCCUGCACACCACACAACACAAUGAAUGGCCAGUCACUCACUCUCAUGUGUUGAUUGGUUGUUUGUCAUGCUUGCUGAUCUGAUGCUUGCCUGCUCAGAAUGGCCGGCAGUGAGUUGACGUUGAACGACACAAGCCGCAGCCUCUCACACCUGCCCUCACAGUCUGCCGCAGCCGAUACGCCGCCGCCACUGAUCAUCGGCAACUUCACAAAGAGAUGCAGAUGAGCGCUACGGGAACACUGGCCGAGCCGCCAACAUACGCACCUCCUCACGCUCGCAGCACGCCCUUUUCUG